CUUCUCCACAGAUGUUUCAGUAUGAUCGCAGGAGCGCUGCAACUUUCCUGACCAGGAUUUACUUUUACAGCGGUGUCUACAGGGAGGGAGAGAGGGAUCACAGCCUUGUAGAAGGAGUCUGACUCUUACAGAAGAAGAAGAAAGAAAGAAAGAAAGAAAAGGAGAAGAUGCCUGUAGCUAUUUUGAUGCCUUUCACGGCGACUCCGAGUAGGAAGUCCGUUAACGCGACGUCGUUCAGACUGACGGAGAAAUUCGUCCUGCUGUUAGUUUUCAGCGCCUUCAUCACCUUCUGCUUCGGAGCUAUUUUCUUCUUACCGGAUUCAUCCAAGCUGUUUUUCUUCCGCUCGGACCCGGCGGUGGACGGCGACACCCGGACAGGUACAGAAGGAGACCUCGGUGGCACAAACAAGGACGAUAAGAUCUUAGCCAAAAUUAGAAGAGACCACGAACAGGCUUUGGUCGAAGCCAAAGACAGGCUGCAGAAGCGUCCGGAUGAAAUCAAGCAGGACAUUCGGAUGGAGAAGGACCAAGUAGAGAAGAACCGAGCUGGAGUGAACGACGGCGGUUCGCUGCCUGUGUUCGAGUACGUGCAGCCUCCUGGGGCGACAGGGCGAGAGCCCUCCGACCCGGAAACGAGGGAAAAACGAGCAAAAAUUAAAGAGAUGAUGCAGUUUGCGUGGAAUAAUUACAAGCGCUACGCCUGGGGCGCCAACGAGCUGCGUCCUGUCUCCAAGCAAGGCCACUCUAGUAAUCUGUUUGGAAGCCUGAGAGGCGCAACCAUCGUGGAUGCCCUGGACACGCUGUACAUCAUGGAGAUGUAUGACGAGUUUGAAGCCGCCACAGAGUGGGUGGAGAAAAAUCUGGACUUUAACAUGAACACAGAGAUCUCCAUCUUCGAAGUGAACAUCCGUUUCGUCGGAGGACUUCUCUCUGCUUAUUAUCUCUCAGGAAAAGAGGUGUUCAGGAGAAAAGCCAUCGAGCUUGGAGAGAAAUUACUGCCUGCCUUCAAGACACCCACAGGAAUCCCUUGGGCUCUUCUCAACCUAAAAAGUGGCAUAGGCAGGAACUGGCCGUGGGCGUCAGGAGGCAGCAGCAUUUUAGCCGAGUACGGCACGCUGCAUUUGGAGUUUGUCCAUCUGAGCCAGCUGUCCGGGAAACCUGAGUUUGCAGAGAAGGUCAUGAACAUCCGGAAGGUUCUAAAUCGGCUGGCAAAGCCACAAGGGCUUUACCCCAAUUACCUCAACCCCAACAGUGGGCAGUGGGGACAACAUCACGUGUCUGUGGGAGGUCUGGGUGAUAGUUUUUACGAGUACCUGCUCAAAGCCUGGAUCAUGUCUGACAAGCAAGACGAAGAAGCCAAGAACCUUUACUACGCUGCUCUGAAGGCCAUCGAGACGGGUUUGAUCCGGAAGUCGAGCGGCGGUCUCACCUACAUCGCCGAAUGGAAAGGAGGCCUCCUCGAGCAUAAAAUGGGUCACCUAACCUGCUUCGCUGGGGGGAUGAUCGCUCUAGGGGCUGACGGAGCUCCUGAGGACCAGACAGGCCACCAGAUGGAGCUGGCAGCCGAGAUCGCACGCACGUGCCAUGAGUCAUACGCCAGAACCAACCUGAAGCUUGGGCCUGAGGCGUUCAGGUUUGAUGGCGGCGUGGAAGCCAUCGCCACACGACAGAAUGAGAAAUACUUCAUCCUGAGGCCAGAAGUCAUAGAAACCUACAUGUACAUGUGGAGGUUCACUCACGACCCCAAAUACAGACAGUGGGGCUGGGAGGCUGUGCAGGCUCUGGAGCAGCACUGUAAGGUUGAAGGAGGCUACAGUGGAGUGAGGGACGUUUACAGCAACACUCCCAACCACGAUGACGUCCAGCAGAGCUUUUACAUGGCUGAGACGCUAAAGUAUCUGUACAUGCUUUUCUCCGAUGACGACCACCUGCCGUUCGAGCACUGGGUCUUUAACACCGAAGCUCACCCGCUGCCCGUCAUAAAGCGACAGAGAGAGAACUCAGACAGGAUCACCCAGCUGUAGCAGGGCUCACGUCUCCCCACCGGACCCUGCGGGGACGCCUCUGGCUGUGAGCAGUGCUCGGACCUCUAGCCCCAAUUUCUCCAGGAAAAGCAGGCAGCGCAGUUGAUCUUGGACCUUCUCGAACACGCCAAUUCCCCCUCAACCCCUCCACCCAAACAUGUCCUGCAGGUCUCCCAGGGGCUAAACGUCUUUUCCACCAAUCAUUUAAAGAUAGCAUUGUGCAUGCUGCCCUUCCCAUUCUCUGUCUCCUGAGCCCAUACAACCAAAACCCCUACCUGUCUUUCUCUCACACCUCGAUUUCACUUCUCUUUCUGAGCCUCUGAGGUCCGAACGACCUUCUCUCCUCCGUGAGGAGACCGGACCGUCUCCGAGAAUGACGAUCACAUAUUUCUCACCCUCAUACAGUACAUGUCACAGAAAAACUAAGCCAUAUUUCAGCUACGUGAGUUUGUUCGAUUCUGAUCAUUCUGUCGAGUUUCUAGAAAAUGUUUGGGGUUUUUUUUGUUUGUUUGUUUCUUUGUUUUUUUCUGGUGUUUUUCUUUUUUCCUGUCAGUCACAAAUACAAGGUAGUGAUAUGGAGUUAUCUAGUGCCUUUUUAGCUUAAUGACCAACUGUUCUGCUAGCGGAAGUGAUUUCACAAACCGAUGAUGCUUUUGUUCAUGAAGUGUACAGAUUUCUGCGCUUUUUUUUCCCUCUUUCGGUUGGACAACGUACGAGGAACAACAGGUGAGGACCAGAAAACGUCUACAGCCUGAAAGAUAAGUAGGACAACUCGACGUGAUCGGGUAGAAAUCCGACGACGCCAUCGCUCGGUCCGUUUCUAUCGUCGCGUACGUCAGUGCUUCCUUUCCUCCCUCUAGACACGUUCUGUUUCAAAGAUGCACCGUUUACUCGACCGAGCGUUGCUGAAAUAGCGGACAUGUAAAAAUAGAAUAGAUUAUGACUUGUAAUUUAUGACUUAAGAAGUGUUUUAGCCUAUAGUGCUCACAGAUGAAGGAACUCUCUACGCUAACGACGAAGACGUAGACGAACCAUGAAAUCAUCCAGCACCGACGAGUCAGAUGUGGACAAAAGCAGCGGCAGCAAUCAACUAGAUCCUAUUAUGUCUGAAUGUACCACCAAAUGUGAAGUGAACAUUAUUUUUUUUUUUUUUUUGCUUAUCUUGUUAUUAUUUCUGAUUUCUUUUAUCAUGAAAGCACAAAAAUUGUGAAAAUUAUUUUUUUCUUGUUUUUUCGUUUAGCAAAUAGAUUCAGAGACAGCAGACAUACACACAAACACACAAGCGUAGAUGACACUGGAUAAACACCCUUUCACACACACACACACACACAUACAUUCCACACACAGUGACAUUAAUACUGAGAACUGUCACAACGGGCAAAACGUGUAGCAAGCAGUUUGUGUGUUUGUUCAUCUCAUCAUCAGGUCCUGUUGGAAACUGUGCUGUACAAUUGUGCGAUUCUGUACACAAUCCUCUUGCUGUGAACUCACCGUACAUAACAUCCCACCUCGCCAAAAUCUAAUCAUCUUAAUAUACCUUCGUUCGUUUCUUUAGUUUUGCCCUGGAGCUACGAGCCUAAUGUAGCUACUAAUUAAAAGAAAUGUCUCAUCAAAAUAAUUUCCUUAGACACACGCAAAGUUUUAUAUAUCUUCUUCAUUAUUAAUACACUCCGGAUUUACCCCCUUACCACCCGCAGUCAAUUCGUAUAAAUUAUAGGACGGCGAGGACAGCUAGAUGCCAGAGAUUACAUUAUUUUUUUUUUUUUAAUAAAAGAACGUCAUGGUUGUCUGGUUAUAGCUACAUGAAAUUUGUUGAACGAUGCAGCAGCUAUAAACAGUUAAAUUUACGCAACAGACACUCGACUAAUUUUAAAAAUGACACCGAGUUUUUCUUAUAGAAAGUGAAGCAGCAUCUUCCGACCAAUCGGAUCUGAGAAUUCAACAACACGCUGAUGAUUUUAAUAAGCAAUUACUUCAGCUCCGAACGUUAGCAUCCGUACCGCUUUUAAAAGGUUUUUGCAGGUGGAGACGAGAAAAGGUUCAGUGUGGAAUUUAAAAUAGAAAAUUUAAUAGAAAAUUAAAAAUCUAAAAAUGAAAAUGAGAAAUCUUAAAGAUAUUGAAGGAAAAAAGUAAAUAUAUUGAGAUAUUGGGGUGUGAAAGUAAAACCUGCACACGAAUACAAAGAAUUCGUGCAACAUUCCCUUAUAUUAUUUUUCAUUUUUAUUUUUUAUUUUACCCAUUUUUGAUAAUGCAUCAAAUAUUUCAUUUUUUUAAUGAAUGCAAUAAUUCAUUUUGAAUUACUUUUUUUUAAUGAAUACAAAGAACUUUGAAAUUUUGCAACAUUCUCUUAUUUUUUUCUUUUAAUUUUUUUUUCUUUCUUUUUUUUUUUACUUUAAAUAUAAAAAAAAAAUUCUUGAACUAGAAAAAUAGUAUUUUUAAAAAAAGAGAGGGGGAGCGAGAGAAAUGCGUAACACUGAAGCAAAAGUGCGUCUGCUUUUCCAAAACGGCCGUUACUCGGUUACUCUACAGCGUUCAGCUUCAUUGUGAAGUUUUCUUCAUGUUUCACAGUGUAUUAAAAUAAGACCCGGAUGUAGUUUUUACACCCAACCAAAAAAAAUGUUUAGGUGAGGCUGCUUUUCAUUACUUGAUAGCUACCUAAGCAUCACGGCUCCAGCACAAAACGACAAGAAGCUACAUUUCGACUGUGGGGAAAAAACUCGUGUACGUUUGGAGUGAUUUUUAAAAUCACUCUGGAUGGUUUAUUAGCACGUGCUAACAUCAACACUAACAAGCAGCAACAACAAUUUCCAUUUAUUUUUCAUCACAGUCCAAGCAAAGCUCUUCGCCUGAUGCCGUAAUGAUGUUUCCGAUAUUUUCUUGUAUUUUGUAGAUGAAAUUUCUGAAUGGAUUUUUACCAAAAAAGACAACAAAAAAAAACACACAGUCAGGCGUAAAGCAGUAAGUAAUCGUUAAAUCUUGUAUAAACGCUUCACCUUGUUUUAAUCAGCACUUCGGUAUCAAGUUUUUAACUCGUUGACUUUUGUGCAGGCUUAAAAAAGAGACAAAAACCUAAGAGAUCCAAAGAGCAACAGACGUUGGUCUGUAACACUGAGACCAAAGGGAGCAGGCGAUCACAUGCUACCACAGAAAACCGUGACGCUGGCUCCGAGCGGCUUACUUAUUAGCGCGCGGUAACACCUGCGCUAGCAUUUGUGCUAACAAGCAGCAAAAGUUUUGAACGUUUGAGGCCAUCAUAGCUGAUAUUUCCGAACACGAUUUCCAGAAAGUUCUUUAAAACAAAUGUUACCUUUCAGUACAUACAUGUUUUACAAUGUCUGAAAUUUUCACAUUGCUUGUUAAUAUACUGUAUUUUUGUGUAAAUAAUAAAUGUAAAGUAUAAAACAGAAACGUUUAAAGGUAUAUAUUUAAUGUAAGUACACAGAUCGAUCUCUAUAUAACAUAAAAAAACAUUUACAUGUAUUAGUUACGUGAGAUUUAUAAGGUGCAAUUAGAUUAGUUAUGUAAGAUUUAUAAGGUUUUUAGCGCUAGGUUUAGCGAAUGUUUGCACUGAAACUGAACACUUGUUUAGUUGGUAAAAAUCAUUAAUGGAAUUGAUCAGAAAGGCCUCAAAUUUUCAAAACAGAGUAGAAAAUAUUUGGCGUAUUCCCCGUGUUCUAGAUAUACCGAAUUACUGCUAUUAGUGAAACUUGCUAGCGUAACCAGACUAGCGUGAGGAAAAAGCGCAAACGCAAGCCAUGACCUAACGCUUCCUCACGUCUCCUUUCAGAUAAAUGACGGACGUCGAUUACGAUGUUGCGUUGACUCUUUUAACAUCGCAUUUUAUUGUUUGUGACUCGAAUUUUAUGACACAACCUCAGAAUUGUAAGUGUUCAAAAUCACUGCUAUUCAUUCCAUUACACAUACGUAGGUGGUGUUUUUUCUUUUCUUCACUCUUUUUUUCUUUAAUCACAUGCAGAUGAAUUUGUUUUAUUGUUGGUGGCGGGAGGAUCGGGUCUGUUUUACAUGUUUUCAUGUCCAUUUUUCAUUAUAAUUGUUAUAAUGUACAUAUUCCGUUCUGGCAAACUGCCACUGAACGUUUCUACAUAUAAAAAAAUGAUCUUAUGGAAUAAAUUAUAUUAAUGAACUGCAGAAAUCUUUUUGAUAAACUAUAUUUGUUACUCUUCUAUUGUGAAUAAAAUAAAGUUUUAAUAUAAAACUGUA
Molecule: messenger RNA, 6245 nt
Organism: Tachysurus fulvidraco (yellow catfish)
Lineage: Eukaryota; Metazoa; Chordata; Actinopteri; Siluriformes; Bagridae
Gene: man1a1
Product: mannosidase, alpha, class 1A, member 1
Exons: 12
Coding region: 168-2024 (618 amino acids)
Biological process (GO): carbohydrate metabolic process; N-glycan processing
Cellular component (GO): endoplasmic reticulum; extracellular exosome; Golgi membrane
Molecular function (GO): calcium ion binding; mannosyl-oligosaccharide 1,2-alpha-mannosidase activity
Source: RefSeq, a predicted model, not a curated record